Solea solea (common sole) is the source of this 7287-nucleotide messenger RNA. It is a transcript of the gene plekhm2, whose product is annotated as pleckstrin homology domain containing, family M (with RUN domain) member 2. Gene Ontology annotation, molecular function: kinesin binding. Gene Ontology annotation, biological process: regulation of protein localization; positive regulation of membrane tubulation; Golgi organization. Lineage: Eukaryota; Metazoa; Chordata; Actinopteri; Pleuronectiformes; Soleidae. The record is from RefSeq and is a predicted model, not a curated record. Bases 491 to 3547 code for a protein of 1018 amino acids. The transcript has 20 exons. Gene Ontology annotation, cellular component: endosome membrane.
CAUCGAGUCCACUUCAUUUAAAGCAAUAGCACAAAAAGUUAGAUGUAAUUUGGUAAAUAUCUGCGAAAGGGCAACUGAUAGUGGUUAGUAGUAACCAACAAUACUAGUGAAACUUAGAGUAUGAUGAAUAUAGUUGUCGCUAUAAGUUUUUUUAUUACUGGUUUUCAGAAGCUGCUGCUAGCGACCCCCGGCUUGAUUAGCGUUCCGAAAAAGUCAAGUGGCUAAAGCGAAGCCAAGCUAACAUCACAUUGCUAACAGAAUCUAUUGUCAGAGGUCGACGUAUCACGCGGUGCUUGUGGGGCGUUAAUAUGCCUGCUGUGAAAUAGCGGUGUUGUCAAAUCAACUCUGUGCGCCCAAGUGACUCCGUCGUUAGUCUGGUAGAACAGUAUCAUGUCAACUAGCUUAGGCGGGCGGCAUUAGCAUUAGCAAAACAAGAUCUCUGCGUUGAGAGUCAGCUGACAACCUGCUGUAAGCUGCCAACAGACCAGUGAUGGACCAACUCAAAGUAAAGGAUCGUAUACUGGAAAAUAUCUCUCUGUCUGUGAAGAAGUUGCAGAGCUAUUUUGCAGCCUGUGAAGAUGAGACUCCAGCUAUCAGGAAUCAUGACCGGGUCCUGCAGCGCCUCUGCGAACACCUUGACCAUGCUCUGCUAUAUGGGCUACAAGACAUCUCCUCAGGCUACUGGGUUUUAGUCCUUCACUUCACCAGGAGAGAGGCUGUCCGCCAGAUAGACGAGCUUCAGCACAUAGCAACCAACCUUGGUCGAAGCCGUGCGUGGUUAUACCUGGCAUUGAGUGAGAGCUCUUUAGAGAGCUACCUGCGCCUCUUCCAGGAGAACCAAGGAUUACUGCACAAGUAUUAUUUCAAGAAUGCACUGGUCUGCAGUCAUGACCACCUCACACUCUUCCUCACACUGGUGUCUGGCCUGGAGUUCAUUCGUUUUGAUCUGGAGCUGGAUGCGCCCUAUUUGGAUGUGGCCCCCUACAUGCCAGAAUACUACAAACCCCACAACCUGCUGGACUUUGAAGAAAGGCUGCCCAGUUCAGACAGCUUGUCAUUGCACUCCUUUACUUCCCUCACAUCCACCAACCUGGAGUGGGAUGACAGUGCCAUAGCCCCUUCCAGUGAAGAUUAUGAUUUUGGUGACAUCUUCCCCGUGUUGCAGUCAUUGCCAAGUGCAGACUGGGAAGAGGGUGACCUGACUGACCAGGCCAGUUGCCCACGAUCCAGUGGAUCUGAUCCCCAAACAGUCAUAAGUGACACAGUGAUCCUUCCUGCUAGCAUGGUCAAGGUGAAGGUAGUAGCCUAUCCCUCUCCACACAGCCCCACAUUCAGACACAACCCCUUCAAUGAAGACUCAGACACCAACACCACCAACACCUCAGCUGAUGUCACACCAGUUCAUGUAGCCAGCCGCUACAACGCCACCACAACUGGAGAUGACACAGAGAUCGGCAACAAUGAGCUGGAGGUCAUCAGGAUGGCCAGAAGAAGGAAACCAGCCAAGAAGAGACGAGGGAGGGGCUCUACAGAUUCCAGUGGCAGCAUCCAUAACUCCAUCUCUUCUGAUCACAUGGAAAUGGCCACGGAGGAUGUGGAUUCAUUAAAUUGCACUGUAAUUCAUGUGGAUGGUGAAGAGGAGUUGAGCAGAAGCAGGUUGGGAUCAGAGACUGUGGAGGAGGGAGAAGAGGAAGGGGUAGAAGACCUUCUGCGCCUCCCAGAGAUGACCGACACCUCCAUGGACAAUGUAGGCCAACCCCUCUGUGACGUCAUGGAUCGUCUUAAUGGGGCUUUAGAUAAGGAGGCAAGCUGGGAGCACCCGGAGGAGGAGGAGAAAAGUAGUGACCAUAGACCCAAGGAAUCUACUCAGCAGCCCUUUCGAGAAGACUCAGAGUGUAAGCCUCCUGACCCAGUACCAGGGGAGACGCCUCACUCUCCUCUGGUCAAUGGCCACGAAUUUAUGCAGGCCUCUGCUCCGACCAAAGACUUAUGCUGCUUUACCCCCGUCAGUCCAGACUCUGCUCCCACAGGUGGUGGCCACAAUGACACUACAGAGCAAAGCCAAUCAAAGACUGUUUCAGGUUGCUUUGAAGAUGAGGGAGAAGCAAAAGCGCUUACAGGACAGGAGCACCUCAUGAAGAAGGAGAAGGGAGAUGUCCAAGGAGAGGAAACUGACAUGAAUACAUUUGAUGAGCAAACACAAGUACAAGAGGAGAAGCUCAGUCCCUCAGAAAGUUCUCACCCUGCAGAGUUUAAGGUGGACAACAAUCACUUGCUUCUUCUCAUGAUCCAUGUAUUUAGAGAAAAUGAGGAGCAGCUCUUCAAGAUGAUGAGGAUGAGUACAGGCCACAUGGAAGGUGACCUGCAGCCACUUUACCUGCUCCUCACUGACUGUUACAUCUACCUACUAAGAAAGGGUGCUGCAGAGAAGCCCUACACAGUAGAAGAAGCUGUUUCUUAUAAUGAGUUGGACUAUCUUUCAGUGGGCCUUGAUCAGCAGACUGUGACAGUGGUUUGCAUAAACCGGCGAAGGAAAUUCCUGUUGGACACCGCUGAUUGCUCACUGACUAUCUGGUUCCUAUCUGUUCUCAAGUCGGCCAUGGUAAAGGGCUGUCGUGAGCCACCUUACCCCUGUGUUCUGACUGACGCUACCAUGGAAAAACUGGCUCUCACUAAGUUUGUCUCCCAGGAAUCGCACUGUGAGGUAUCAGAAGUAUCUAUCCACCUCUAUUCAUUGGUCCACUGGGAGGAUCCAAUGGACAUGACUUUGUCUCCACAAAGUGGCAUACCAAGCUCCAGAAUUACCAAGGAAGGGAUUGUGCAGUACCGCUCUGGAACCACCUACCUGGGCAAAGAGCUGUGGAAAAGCUGCUACCUUGUUCUCAGCAAUGGGAUUCUUUACCUGUAUGCAGAAAGAACUGAUGUGAUACCUCUUCAGUCAGUCACCAUGGGAGGAGAGCACUGUGGAGGCUGUCGGCGCUCAAACAGCACAGAGCGCCCCCACGCCUUCCAUGUCAUCCUAACAGAGCGUCCACCACUGGAGCUCAGCGCCAACAAUGAGCAGGACAUGGCUGAAUGGAUGCAGUUGCUCUGUCAGUCUGUCUCUAAAGGGGUCAUCCCUCAGGGUGUGGUCCCUACUCCAUGUAUUCCAUGCUGCCUGGUGGUGACAGACGGGAAGCUGCUAACUUGCCAUCAGGACUGUCAGACGAGUUUCUUCCGCUCUCUGGGCAGCGUUGAUAUCUGUGAUAUCACCACCGUCAACCUGGAGGCCGACAAGGAGUACUGUGUCAUUGAGUUUACGGCGGAUCGGGCCUAUUUCCUUCCGCCCUGGGUUUUAUACUUCAGCAGCUGUGGAGAGAGAGAUCGGCUGUUGCAGACAUUAGACGACAUAUGGAAAACCAUUUUCCAGGUCGACCUUCCCCACAGAGAAGUGUGUGAUCCGUCAGUGCAGAAGCGUUGCAGUGAGGCUCUCAGUCUGAUGAAGAGCGCCUGGCAGAGGGCAGACAGUCUGGCCCGAGGCAGAGCCCAGCGCGAACCCUGGUGCUGAUGGACACACUCACACAUGCACACACAUGCACACACAUGCUCACAUUUGCUUACCGAACUAUCAGAGAAACGACCUGUGGAAGUACUAAUGCGUAUUGGACAUCACAUUAAAAGGAGACAUUCUCUCUUCAAAUGAAAUGAAGAGAGAUUCGUAGAUUGACAAUGAAUUUGAUUUGAUUCUGCUGAUGCAUGAUCAUUAUUCUGUUUCUCAGACAGCGCAACAGUGCAGAAUAAAACGUUUCCAUUUAAGGUAUCACAUGAUGUGAUACAGGUAUAUAGUAAGGGUGAUAAUAGAUGCACAACAUGCACAGUUGAGUUGAGUGAUGGGGGAGUUUUAAAUGAAUGAGCAGUACAUCUUUUACUCAGAAGUACUGCCUGUUGAAGUAUCUCGCGUUUGCUUUGAGAAUUCAGCCUCCACAAAGUAAAAUUAUACAUUUUAAAUCCAGCAAUGAAGUAAGUGUUUCCUCUUUUCCCUCAUGACCUUAAGUCUCUGAAAAAAACGUUUCCAGUUUCUCUGCUCAGUGUGAGGACAUGAGUAUUGAUGAAUUUUUUAUUUAAAAACAUGUUUUAAUGCUUCUUGUAAUAUAGUACGUAAACUAUACCAAGAAAGCCAUACAUGAAGGGAGCAGAUGCUGCUCUUUUGCAAUGUGGAAAAGUUCACACUCCUUGCCUUGCACACGCACAUGCAGACGCUUUUGUUACUUUACAAGACGUUAUACUGUACACCAACAUAUAACUAUGGAGCAAAUGUACAGCACUCUUUAGUAUGAACACAUAAUCACUACUAGGGUGUGUUCUAAUGCCUCAUACCUUUUCAAUGAAAUAUUCUCUCGUCCAUGUUGUUCAAUAAAUUAGCCUAACGGAAGGAAGAGGACCGUAGUGUGAAGUAUGUCUGGAUAAUUGUAGUGUUACAUGUUUAUAUAUAUUUAUCUCACAUCCAUCUACACCGGUUUAAAUGUUGUCCGUCAAACUAUCAGGAAAUGCAACAGACUUGCCUUUUUGCUCCACUCUUCAGAUGAGCGGAGGCUUCCAUGCAAACUUGCACAUUGUUUUUGCUUUUUGCUUUUUUUAAUGGUACCACUUUUGUUUUGUGUUUGUAAUAUCUAACGCUCUAUGAAAUUUCCAUUUUAGAAGAAAGAGUUGGCUGAGAGGUGAUUGCCUUGGUGUAGACAUUUGUCUCUGCAUUAUCAGAUUUAUAAUUAUAAUUGCCUUGACCCAUUGUGAGCUACAAGAGUUUUAGCUUACACCUGUGGUUGGCGACAUCUUACUGUGAGAUGUGGCCACUUUACGAGCUCUGAGACAUUAGUCUAUGAAAUCCUCUUCAGCAUUAGUCAGCCAUAAGUGAUGUAGGACCAUGGCUGUGGUUUAAUAGUCUUUAAAGUCAGAGCAAGUGCAUCACCCAUAAAAUAAUCUAAUAUUAAAGUGUCAUUUGUUAUUAGAAAUUCAAAUUGUUUUAAAUUAAGCCUUUUUAAUUUCUCUACGAAUCCUUGUCAUUGGGCGAUAAUGCAUGUGUUAAAAUCUGUCUCUUAACAGUGAUCAGAGACUUAAACUGCUGCUGUAUGACGAAAAGUGUGGCUUAUUUUUUUUGCAAUGACAAUAUUGUAUGAAAUAGCCAUUUUGGUUCGUCUAAUCUAAAUGAAGCACUGUUUGUCUAUUUAGGAGUUGCCUUACACUGAAUUAUGUGACAGACUGCACUGUCUGGGACAGGCAAACUGUCCUCUUAACUAAUGUUGUGGUUGUUGGAACAGGUCACAAACAUGUUUUAUGUAUUGAUGGGAAACCAAUCCCCACCAGGUGAUGCAUAUUCAACAAAGUAAGGUGUCAAAAAUAUUGUUGGUAAAAAGAAAAAAUACCAAAACAAAGGCCCUGAAUAGGUUCACGGUAUCAAAAACGUCCCAGUGAUACACACAGUAUAAUAUCACGUACUCAUAUGUUGAUACAAACGUCUGUCUCUCUCAGUCACACUGUCACUUAUAUUACUUCUGUUACUUAUAGCAUUACUCCGUGCUUUCAGGCUUUCAAAGUGACACUUGGCCUCAUCUUCUGCUCUUUUUCAAAGAAAUCUAAUCUCAGGUGAAAAAGGUACUUCACAUCCAAAACCUUAAAGAGUCACCGUGUGUUGUUAUUUUUAAAAUUGCUGUUUUUUCUAAUUCAUUUCUUUUUUUUAAUCAAAUUUUCUACUUUUGUUCCUCCAAUAUUCCACACAACAUUAUGAAGUUAUUUUUGCACACACACAGAAGAGCAAAAUGAUACCAUUAGUUGGAAAAGUUUUUAUUUCAGUGGGCUCCAAAAUAGGACUGGGAUGUUUUUUGUGUGUUUAAAAUCCUCUCUGUCGGUGGGUUCAUUUUUCACUAGGGAGGGGACAGUUGCAAUAGUUGGGCUAACUUGAAACAUUCAUUGGUUUAUCAUUGAAAAAAACAAGUGCUUAGACCUAUGAAGUGUGUAGUUUGAGCAGUGUUUUUGAAUGUUGGACAUUGCUGGCCAAUGAUGGAUGACUUUUUUUCAGUCCUACUUUGGAAAAGAGCGAUUUUUGAUUCUGUCCACAAAUGUAAACCGCAUGUAAUAUUUAUGUUUGCUAGGUUUCAUGAACUGUAAAUAUAGCACUAAUUGAGUAUAACAUACCAUGAAUUUGCAUAUAUAUAUAUAUAUAAAAAGCGGAGCAUGUUCAGAGGUUGUUUUCUUUUUUACUGUUCAUAUUGGUAAUGGAUGUGCAAAAAAGCCUUUGUGUUUGGACAGCCUAACUGAAUAAACUGAACAAAAAAAACUGUGGCUCCUGUGGUGAAACACGUUCACUAUGUGCCACAAUCGUCCCAAUAGUGGCUAAAAUCACUGGAUCAGAUAUUGAAAAUAUUGAUAUUGACAGAGAUUGUUGAUCUGUUGAGAGUCUUAUUUUUCGACAUAUGUGUUGUGGGCAAUGUUUGCUAUUGUUGCACUUCCCCCAGUCACCAGUAGAGGUCAUAUAUACCCUAGUUUUUUUGAAGGCACUUAACAGACGUGUGGGUUCUAAACAGAAGUGUGUAUGAAAUGGAAGUAGUUUGUCAUGCAUGCAAAACUUUUAAGAUGCUUAUUUUCUGUAUGAGUAUUAUUACCUGUUAUUUGUAUCCAUGUAAACCACUUAUGUAUGUGGAGCUUGUUUUCACACAUGAUUCUGUUUGAUUCAGCUUAGUUCGACAUACAUGACUUGAGGGGACAUUGCAUUGACUUACAUUCAUUUCAGGAGACUUACUCUAACCUUAACCAUAAUUACUACUGGCCUAAUCCUUACCCUGACCUUUAACCUUACCCUAAUCUCAACCUAACCUUAAAACAUAUCUUCACCUUAAAAUGUAGAGUCCCCAUAAUGUGACUGUGUAAACAGGUCUAGGUCCCCACAAUAUUAGUAAUACCUGGACACACACACACAUUUGUGCUUCAUUCAUAGUGAGGACUAAUCUCUAAUACUUUUAAAGAAGUGAGGACCAUCCGAAAUGUCCUCACUCCACAUGCUUAAUAUGACUUUUUGGUCCUCACAAAUUCACAAAUACAAUAACACACACAAACAAUAUGAAAAAGCCUGACCUCAACUGCCAACCUCCAACACUGGCUGAAUAAUCCCUGCAACCUUUCUCCAAAAACCCUUUGAAUGUAAUAAUAUUGUUUCAUGUAUCCUUUUCUGUUCUGGCUCCACAUUUAUUGUUUUUUAUUUUAUUUGCACUAACUUGUACAGCUGUUAAUUACUGAUAAACCUCUACCACCGCCUUU